Rosa chinensis is the source of this 834-nucleotide messenger RNA. RefSeq lists its product as uncharacterized. Gene Ontology annotation, molecular function: nucleic acid binding; RNA-DNA hybrid ribonuclease activity. The record is from RefSeq and is a predicted model, not a curated record. The coding region runs from base 1 to 834 and encodes 277 amino acids. The transcript is spliced from 3 exons. Lineage: Eukaryota; Viridiplantae; Streptophyta; Magnoliopsida; Rosales; Rosaceae.
AUGACUGUUAAUCUCGACAACCACGACGCUCAUCUCGACGACGGCAGCGCUAGUCUCGAUGACGGUAGUGCUUCUCCCCAUGAUGUUUUUCUUGAAGAUGGUGACGCCUUUCUCGAUGACAGUGACGCCGACCUCGAUGACCAUCAUUUGUCCAAACGCCAUAUAAGAUCUUCUGCUAAUUGUGGAAGGUGUGGGUACCCUGAAGAAACAGUAAUGCAUUGCUUAUGGCAGUGUCCAAAGGAUAAACAUAUGUGGAAAUUAACUUGGUUGAGGUCAGUGGUGAAGAUAUGGAGUGAGCCUUCUUUUAUUGAUCUAUUGUGUCAUGUUGCUGCAAAAGGAGAGCUACAAGCUUCCAAGUUGUUCCAUAAAGUAGUAGAGUGGAUAAAGGAAUGGUCCAUUGCAAAUGUAAACGACCAGAAGCCUUUGCAAUCUAGCGACAAUGAUGCAGAUUCGUUAAUUUGGGAGGCUCCUCCUCCUAGUUGGGUGAAGCUUCACUUUGAUGGUGCAUGUGAUGUAAAAAAUGGAAGAGUUGGUAUAGGUGCAGUAGUUCUUGAUGAAUUUGAAAGGAUGCAGGGUGCAUUAGCUGUUCCUGUUGAUGGGACACUUAGUCGGUUAGCAACAGAAGCUGCAGCUUUAAGGUAUGGAAUUCUUUAUUGUAAAGAGUUGGGUUUUACAAGAGUUGAGAUUGAAGGUGAUGCCUUGAAUGUGUUGAAAGCUUUACACAGUAAUGGCUUUGACUUGAGUGAGAUUAGGGCUAUUAUUGAGGGUGUUAAACAUGUGAUGGUAGAGAUGGAGAUAGUUAAGUGGAAGCAUGUUAGGAAAAAGUACAAUUAG